This is a messenger RNA of Phaeodactylum tricornutum CCAP 1055/1, 846 nucleotides long. RefSeq lists its product with no specific name. The coding region runs from base 1 to 846 and encodes 281 amino acids. The record is from RefSeq and is a predicted model, not a curated record. NCBI's taxonomy places the organism in Eukaryota, Bacillariophyta, Bacillariophyceae, Surirellales, Neidiaceae. The transcript has a single exon.
AUGCGGUGGACGACCACAACCACCACGUUGUGGAUUCUUCCGACGCUGGCGUCGGCGUGGGUUUCGGUCGGCCGCGACGCGCCAACGCGUCCCCCGACCAACCUCGCCGUCUCACGCCGUGACUUCUGGACGACGACCACCGCCGCCGCGGCGUCGGCGUUCCUAUUCCCAAACACACCGGCGUCGGCCGGAUUGUUGGAAGACUACGGGACGGAUCCUUCCAAAAUACGGGACGUGGCGGGGGAAGAACGGGAACGACAAAAAGUCGCCGCCCGGGCCGUCGCCAAGGCCGAAUCCGACGUCGAACCCAAUUUGCGAGCCAAUUACUACUAUCCCACCAAUAAGAAACGGUAUUUGCCGCGGAUCAAACGCUGUAACGACGCCAUUCCCGACGCUGCCGACGCCAUCGGCACCGGCGACUGGCUAGUCGUCACGGACUUUGCCAACAAAAUUGCCGACGAUACCAUACUCCCCAUGCGACUCUACACCAGCUCGCUCGUGGGUGGAGGGACGAACGUCAAAGUCGCCUUUGCCAAGGAAAUGAACAAGGCCGCGGAUGAUUUCGAAAAGGCGCAGAAGAAACUCGUCAAGGCCACCGCCAAGCAAGACCGGGAAGCCAGUAGCGUGGCCCUCGAAGACUUGGCCACGGCUUUGCAAACAUACCGUGUCGCGGGUAAGCUCCUGGGCCCGGAUGGAGGAGGAGACAUUCCCUCGGUCGACGACAUUCGACGAUCGGCGUGUCGAGUCCAGGGACGAACCUUUGAACAACGUAUCAAACAACGCGAUUCGCGAGUCUUGCAGACCAACGCGACACCCGGGAUAGACGCUCCGAACAACGGAAUGUAA